AAAUCCAACGCAAAAAAAUAGAAUAAAACACCAAGUUUCCUCUCAAUGUGUUUUUCUAAAGCCACUUCCAUGAUACUCGUUUUCUUGUUUAGCCUCAUCUUGUCAAGCUCCAAUGCCAUCACACAUCCAAGAACCCACUCGCAUCAUGCUAUUAAAGCCUUCCUAUCUCUCCAAAACCAAGCUCGCGCUGCAAUUCGCAUGCCACCACUCGUGUGGGACAAACGUCUAGCACGCUAUGCCAACAUCUACGCUAGGCAGAGGCGACAAGAUUGUUCGUUGAAGCAUUCCAACGGGCCCUAUGGGGAGAACAUAUUUUGGGGGAGUGGUAGCAGGUGGAGUCCUGCUCAAGCCGCCGCCACAUGGGUGUCGGAGGGGCGGUGGUACAACCACCAGUUGAAUUCAUGCAACGGGGGGAAGGAAUGUGGGCAUUACACACAAAUUGUAUGGCGAAGAAGCAGGCGUAUUGGGUGUGCUCGGGUGACUUGUUUUGGGGGUAGGGGCGUGUUCAUGAUUUGUAACUAUGAUCCUCCCGGAAAUUAUAUCGGCGAGAAGCCUUAUUGAUGGUAAAUUCGUAUUUUUUAUUUCUAAGAAUAUGUCAAUUUUGUACAAAUUAUUGUAAUAUUAUUAGCCAUUUAUGUAAAAACGGAAUUGUUGUUUUAAUAAUACUAGAAUGG
This is a messenger RNA of Cynara cardunculus var. scolymus (artichoke), 674 nucleotides long. RefSeq names its product pathogenesis-related protein PR-1-like. NCBI's taxonomy places the organism in Eukaryota, Viridiplantae, Streptophyta, Magnoliopsida, Asterales, Asteraceae. The record is from RefSeq and is a predicted model, not a curated record. Gene Ontology annotation, cellular component: extracellular region. Bases 46 to 561 code for a protein of 171 amino acids. The transcript has a single exon.